This is a messenger RNA of Ahaetulla prasina, 1930 nucleotides long. Its product is annotated as twisted gastrulation protein homolog 1-like. The record is from RefSeq and is a predicted model, not a curated record. The transcript has 5 exons. Gene Ontology annotation, biological process: regulation of BMP signaling pathway. Bases 432 to 1085 code for a protein of 217 amino acids. Lineage: Eukaryota; Metazoa; Chordata; Lepidosauria; Squamata; Colubridae.
AAGAGGGAAGGAAAGAAAGGGAGGGAAGGAAGGAUGGGAGGCCCCCAAAUCGCGGCUCGCAUAAAGAGAAGCCGGGAGGAGUCGCCCACCUGCCCGUCCUCCUGGCUGCCCCCGAAGCGAUCGUCCGCUUUUGGGGCGUCGGGAGCGGCGGGGGAGGGAAGGGGAGGGAAAGGAGGCCCGAUCUCUCCCCCACCCCAUCCCACCUCCUCUCCCCCCUCCCGACCAUCCACCGCCUUCCCAUCCCGCGCGCGCCCGGCCUGCCCGGCUCGCCCCCUGUUCCCCCCCCCCAUCCCUUCUCUCCUCCUCCUCCUCCUCCUCCUCCUGGAGAGAGAAAAAAAAAAGGGGGGUGACCCAUCUUCGCCCUUCCCCCCCCCCCCAAAAAAAGACAGCCGCAGAGUCUCCAGCUUUUUGCCCAGGUACAGCUGGCAGCCAUGCGCUGGUGGGUGGUUCUGCUUCUCGUGGCAGCCGCCUGGGCUGUGGGUGCCCACGCCAAGGGGUGCAAUAAAGCACUUUGUGCGAGUGAUGUCAGCAAGUGUUUGCUGCAGGAAAUGUGCCAGUGCAAAGCCAACCGUACCCGUUGCUGUCGGCAGUGCGCCUUCUGCCUGGCUAAACUCUGGGACCCUUGCUGCGAUUGUGUAGGUCUAUGCGACGAACGCAUCUCAUCCGCUCCUCAGCCUGCCCAACGAAGUUCCAUGCACGAUUUGGUGUCACCGGUCCCGUCCCUGUUUCGGGCGCUCCUGGCACUCUCCAACAAUCACCCUUCUCUCGGCUGGAGCAUCGUGACUCUGUCGUUAGAAGAGGAACUGCGGCAAAACCACGUGGAUACCGGACAUCUUCUGCUGGGACCACAUACAGACCUGGCGCUCCCGGAUCCCGCCGCCGCCAAGGGCCCGAAUGCGACGGCGCCAGCUUGCCAGUCCAUUUACUUCAACGACUGCCUGUCCAUGAGCCGAUGCCGCGCAGCCUGCCAGUCGGUGGGCGCCUGGCGUUACCGCUGGUUUCACAGCGCCUGCUGCCAAUGCCUGGGGCCGGAUUGCCAGGGCUACGGAGGUGCCCACGCCAAUUGCUCCAACUGCCAGGACUGAGUUGGGGGGGUUGCUUUCUCCUUCCUUGACUCGCAGAGCGUCACCUCGCCUGCACUUUUCUGCGCAGCCUCUCCCUCUUGCAAACUGCACGCAGCCAUUACAGGUAGUCCUCGACUUACGACCACAAGGGAGGCCAACAUUUCUGUUGUUAAGCGAGGUAUUUGUUAAGUGAAUUUGGCCCCGUUUUAUGGCCUUUCUUGGCCCGUUGUUAAGUGACUCGCCGCAGUCGAUAAGUUAGUAACACGGUUGUUAAAGUGAAUCUGGUGUCCCCCGUGAUUUUUUUUUUUGUCAGGUCGCAAAAGGGGAUCCCGUGACCUUGGGACGCAGCAAAGGUCAUAAGUCCGAAUCCGCUGCCAAGCAUCGGAAUUUUGAUCCCAGGAUCAUGGGGUUGUUAAAAAGGUCAUAAGUGUGAAACAUAAGUCACUUUUUUCAGUGCUGUUAUAACUUUGAACCGUCCCUAAAUGAACUACUGUAAGUCGAGGACUUAGCUGUAUUGCUUCCUGCUUCUGCCUACUUUCUAAACCCAGAUAUUUUCAGCAUGGAGAACAAGUUUGGAGGGGGGCACAAAAGACCACUGCCCAGCCCAGACUUUCCCUCUGCAGUUGGGGGAGGGUCCAUCUGUCCUGGGACCUCACCUUGGACAUUAUUCCUUCCUUCCUUCCCCUCCCCACCCCCCGCCCCACCUGGCCUCUCAGUUUUGCUGAAAUCAGCCUUGCCCACAAAUCCUCGAAUCCUUUCUUUUAAUGAUAAAAUAUCUUUGUAGCAUUUUGUAGUAAUAAAAAUAAUGGGGGAAACAGGGUUGUCUGAAAGUAUCGGAGGCACAAAGUCGGCAUGAAAGCAAAUGA